AGAAAUGAAGUCCCCUCACUUUUCCUUGCUCCCAUUUCUUUUAGUUGUUCUCUUUUCAUUGUCUGCAACAACUCUAGCUCAUUCUCACGAGGAUUUCCUUCAUUGCCUUUCUCUUCGUUCAGCAAAAUCUGAUUCCAUUUCAAGGGUCAUUUACACGCAAAAUAAUUCCUCAUAUUCAUCUAUUUUGGAAGCUUCCAUUCAAAAUCAUAGGUUCUCCACACCAGCUACACCUAAACCCUCUGUCAUUGUAACACCACUGCAAAUAUCCCAUAUCCAAGCAACAAUUUAUUGUUCAAAAAAGAAUGGGCUCCAAAUUAGAAUUCGAAGUGGUGGCCAUGACUUUGAGGGUCUUUCUUAUGUUUCUGAAGUUCCGUUUGUCAUCCUUGAUUUGCUUAAUUUUCGAGCAGUUGAGGUUGACACAAAAAAUAAAGUUGCGUGGGUUGAAUCUGGCGCAACUAUAGGUGAAUUAUAUUACAGAAUUGCUGAAAAAAGUAAAACUCUUGCCUUCCCAGCUGGUGUUUGCCACACUGUAGGUGUUGGAGGGCAUUUUAGUGGGGGUGGUUAUGGCAUAUUGGUGAGGAAAUAUGGUCUUGCCGCUGAUCAUGUAAUUGAUGCCCACUUAAUUGAUGUCAAGGGAAGAAUUAUUGACCGGAAAUCCAUGGGUGAGGAUUUAUUUUGGGCCAUUCGAGGAGGCGGAGGAAAUACCUUCGGAAUUGUUCUUGCUUGGAAAGUAAAGUUAGUCUCCAUUCCAGCAGUUGUGACUGUUUUCACAGUCAACAGGGACUUGGAACAAAAUGCAACCAAAAUUGUUCAUCGUUGGCAAUACAUUGGACACAAGCUUCCUGAUGAUAUUUUUACCGAUGUCACAAUAACAAAGGUGAAUUCCAGUCAAGAAGGGAAGAAAACAAUUCAAGCUGCUUUCAAAGCCUUGUUUCUUGGUGGGGUUGAUAAGCUAAUUCCGUUGAUACAAGACAGGUUUCCUGAGCUCGGAUUGGUAAAAGAAAACUGCAUCGAAAUGAGUUGGGUUGAGUCUAUUCUCUACUUUGGUGGAGUUUCAACAAAAAGUUUGGAUAUUUUGCUUGAUAGGAAUGCUCUUCCAAAACAAAUUUUCAAAGCAAAAUCUGACUACUUGAAGGAACCUAUUCCUGAAAGCGGAUUUGAGGGGAUUUGGCCAAAGUUUUUUGAGAAAGAGGCGGAAGUUUCGCUUAUGAUGAUGGAAGCUUUUGGUGGUAAAAUGGAUGCAAUUCCAGAAACUGAACUUCCAUACCCGCAUAGAGCUGGCAACUUGUACCAAGCCUCAUACCUUGUGGGAUGGUCCAAAGAAGAAAAUGCAGAAUCUCAAAAAUACGUUAGCUGGAUCCGUAGACUUUACAGUUACAUGGCCACUUACGUCUCAAAAUCACCGCGAGAAGCAUAUUAUAAUUACAGGGAUCUAGAUAUUGGAACUAAUAACAAUGGCUACACAAGUUAUGCACAAGCCAGCAUUUGGGGUCGUAAAUAUUUUAAAAAUAACUUCAACAGAUUGGUACAUGUAAAGACCAUGGUUGAUCCUGAGAAUUUCUUCAAGAAUGAACAAAGUAUCCCUCCUAUUUCACCUUCGCAGAAGAAGAAAGGUCACUAGAGUUGAGGAGUUCAUAUUUUUGUUAAACAUAUGAAUAAAAGUUUCGAUCAUGAUGGAUUUAGUGUCAGUUCUAAUAGAUAAUAACCUUACAUUUGUUUUACAAUAACUUUGAUGUAGUUUUUGUUCAUCAUAAUUUUGACUUAAACUUUGAUCACUGUAACAAACAGCCUUAAAGUGGGUUGCAUGGAAAGCAGGGGGUACAAGACCCCUGCAUAAUCGGCAAACAAAUGAAGUUUUAUA
This is a messenger RNA of Durio zibethinus, 1861 nucleotides long. Lineage: Eukaryota; Viridiplantae; Streptophyta; Magnoliopsida; Malvales; Malvaceae. The record is from RefSeq and is a predicted model, not a curated record.